UUAUCUUUAAAGCUGGUGCUUUUGGACGUCGUGCAUCUGAUGGUGGUGCCAAUUUGCAUAUAUAUUACCCUUCCACAAAUAACAUGCCACAAACACCAGGACCCGCACAACAGAUGGAGACAGGUGCAUAUUAUAUAAAUCCAAAUGUAAUUGCCACUGAUAUGAGUACUGGUGCACAUUCAACAAUAUGUGAUCCCAUGCAACAGACACAUCCUCAUCCAGCUACGGACAGUACAGCAACUGGAGAAGAAAGCAGUGAUGAAAUUCAACGUUACAUGCAAAUACGUGGUUGUGCUAAACGACACACUGUUGGCUGUACGGAUGAUCUUUCAGUAACACAUCACCCGGGUGACAACUGCUGUGUAUAUGAACAAAAUGUUAUACCAGGUGCACAUAUGGGCACCAAUAUCACGCAGCAAAGUGUAGUAACUGGAGUUGCUGGUAAUAAUGCAGGAGGUGGAAUACGUACAAGGCGUACCGGUCUACUAACAGUCACAGAACGUCCUCCAGUUAUAAGUCCUGAACUCAUACGUGAAGUUGAAUCGCGUAUGAACCGAAACUAUAUGCCGCCUGCAUUAAAAAUGCAACAAAGUACCAAUGUUAUUCUUAGUCAGUCCCCGCCUAGUGGCACAUUUGGUGCCCAUUCCCAUUCAGGAAGUUCCAAUAUCUUGCAAGCCCAAUCGCUGACAACGUCAUCUGUACCAUUGGCGUCAUCGUGCGCAGCUAAUAACAGACGUAUUUACGGUAGAGCUUGUAAGCUACCCACUGUACAAGAAGUUGGUCGUUAUAGUCCUGUGCGUCGUGCUUCAGAAGGUUCGAAGGCACAGUUUCAAGGACCGUUACAAGAGUGUCAGUAUCUACAAAAAGGUAUUGCACAGCGAAAUUUUUUGGUUGCACCUAGUCCGCCGCUUUUAGAAAAUUCUAUAAGUUUGCCUGGUUCUCCAAUACAUGGUAAGCCUGCAAUGCAUAUGAUGUUUCGACGUAAUCAAGAUAUUGAGAUUCCACAAGAAGCAAUUAAGACGCUAUUACCUGUAUUAGAUCGUCUAACGAAAGAGCAACGGAUCAGCAUUGAAAUGGCCAAAAAAAUUAUGACUACAGGCACUGUACCAUUAGACUUGGCUUCAUAUUUGGGUCUCGCAGCUCAUUCACAGAACACUGUAAGCGGUGGCAAUUUAGAUAUCUUACACACUCAACCACAACAAAUGCAAAGCUGUGGGGUUUUGCCACUUACCUUAUCAAAUAAUGCAAAUACAGUUAAUACAAUUAGUAAUACAAUGGGUGGAUAUUCAAAGCAAAUGCUUGGACAAACAUUGUAUCAACAACAAAAACAUAGUGGUGCUGGUGUUGGUACUGGUUUAGUGUGUCAAUUCAGUAAUAUAAAUCUAACUACAAGUGGUUCACCAACGUUAAGUCACUUUAAUGUUUCAAACAAUAGCAGCGGUUGCCAAUCGCCAGUUUACAAUAGUUUCAGUGGUAGCUCUUCACCAAAUACGUAUAUGACCAAUAAUAACACAUAUAUGCCAUGUGGCGGUAGCGGUGGCAGUUCUUCACCAUUACAUCAAAUUACGAAAGGUAUAUCCGGUCUUACAACUGGUGGAGGAGGUUCUAUUACACGUGGCACAUCAGCUGCUUGCGAAUAUGCUUACUCAUCUGCUGCACAACCCUUAGAUCUAUCUAUGGAUGUUUGUAGUACGGAUAUACUUACGGAAAAUAAUACUAAUUUAUAUAACCAAGCACCCAAUGCGCAAAAUUGGUUUUUACCUCCAGCAUCUUACUAUGAUUUGAAACCUUUAAAUUUAUCUCCUGCUCAGCCAGUACGUGUGGUAACUACACCACCAGCUUCUCCUAAUCUAUGUAUUAUACAGGAAGAAAUUGCUAAUGGACAAAUGUGUCACAGUAUAUCUACUGGCACACCGUAUGCUGGAUGUACAGGGGGUGUCAUGUCCGAUGAAUCUGUAUCUGCUUGUCAACCUGCUCAUCCUCAAAUAUGCUUAACCGAUGUACAAGGUAGUGAAAUUACUUUGGUGUCUUCGGAGAAUAGUCAUGAUAGUGACUGCGAGUCAAUUGAACCACAUACACCAUUAGUAUCUCUGCAGGGUCUUAUUAUAACAGAACCUUCAACUGAUAUGCCAUCCAUAACCCGAGGUAUUGGACGAAAGGCAAGCCUUGAGAAUGAGAACAUAUCCGCCCUACGUCAAGAAGCCGAAAGAAAUAAUAGUACAAGUGCAAACACAUCAUCAGCCAAUACAGAUGGAAAUCGACGUGGAAGUGAUAAAUCGCUGGGUUUUUCUGAUGAUUCUUUGAGCAAUGAUUCCAAUAAUUUGUCACCUUGCCAAGAACCGUCAGCAAGUUCAGGUUUUAAAUCAGAUUCUCAUUCGGAAAUUGGUGAUCAAACAGAGGGGCAUUUAACACCAGAUUCGAUGUGUGACUCCAGACGCAUGUCUGAAGAAAUGUGCUAUGAAGUUCCGUUACCACAUGAAUGUUCUAAUUUGGAUUCAACACGAAUUCUCGAAAUUGUUAAACAAACAAUUGAUUCCACAAUGCCACCAAAGGGUUUUAUACUCCAUAAAGGUAGCAUUUCAAAUGAGGAUUGCAUUAAUGCUAGUACGUAUGUGGAAGGAAGACAUAAUAGUGUAACAAAUUCGAUAAUGAGUGAUUCCUCAGUAUCCAGCUCUUCCAUGGAUACUGGACCGACAACAACAAAUUUGAAUCUUGAAUUUUCCGGUGGCUUACAAAUCGAAUUGCAAGUAUGUGAAGGACGGAGUCGCGAUAAUCAAGGUGCAGGCAAGGGUAUUAAAUUAAGACGUAUUUCCGGUGAUCAAUUUGAGUAUGGAAAAUUAUGUCAACAACUAAUAAGUACGCUAACAAUGCAACAGGUAGCAGGUUAACAAAUGGAGUAAUGAAGUUAUAGCUAUAUAAUAAGAGGAUGGUUUAUUUAUACAACGAUGGAUUGUUGUAAUUAAAGAAUAUCAAUAAACUAAACAAAAAUAGGUUAUGCAUUGAACACAGAUAAAAAGACAAACUUUUAUAGAGAGAUACUUUAGAGCCUUGCAAUGUACUUUUUAAACGAAACUUAAAUAAUCAAUAAUCACAAAUUUAAAAUUUAUUAUUGCAAAUUAUAACAAAGUUUUCAAUUUAAAAAGCUUUUAAAUUUACAUUUCUCGUUUUAAAUGCACACAAUUACGUAUAUGUGUACGUAGGCAAGUAGUUAAUCUUUUCGCUAAUUUAAUCGAAAUUAAACAGACUUCUGUAGUUAGUUCGUAUUGGCCUCAAGUGUAAUAUAUGUACAAUUUAAUAUUAUUAUUAAAAGUGUAAGCAUUUUAAAUAAAAUUUAUUAAUGGCUAUUGUUUAUAUGUAAAUAUUUAUGUGUAAUUGACGAAUGUUCGAUAAUAUUCAAUUCGAUAAAAUUUCAAUUAAACUUUUACUCGUAAAGUAGCGUAGAGUUAACUUUAUUUA
Molecule: messenger RNA, 3456 nt
Organism: Teleopsis dalmanni
Lineage: Eukaryota; Metazoa; Arthropoda; Insecta; Diptera; Diopsidae
Source: RefSeq, a predicted model, not a curated record